AUGGCGGCCGCGUUAAGUCGUCUCCUGUCCAACGUGGGUGGUCCAAGCGCCAAAGUGAGGCGCUUAUACACCAACACCGUGCAGUCGGUGUCUCUCUAUGGGGCACCGAUUUGGGCUGGGGCGGCAUUGGCCAGCCGACAAAUCAAACAGCUACUCUACCAGCAGCAACGGCGGCUGGCCAUUAGAAUCGCCCGGGCCUACUGCACGGUGUCGUACGUGGCGGCCACGGCCCUGGCGGGCCUGCCUUCAGCGGAGUUAUUUGCAAACUCGUACGCCGAAGUAUAUUGGCGUACGAGGGACCCAAACCGCGCUGUGGAGUGCCAGCCUAACACCAGGGGCCAUGAACAAAUUAAGGCGGCAAGCCCGCCGCAGAAUGAUGGAGGCCUGGCAAGCCUCCAUCGCGGACUCUUCGGCUGGGCGAUGGACCAUCCACGCCAUCCAGCCCUGUCUACCCGAGUGGGUGGACAGGAGGGGACGAGGAAUGUCGUUCCAUUUGACGCAGGUGCUCACCGGACACGGGUGUUUCGGAGAGUACCUGUGUCAAAUUGGAAAAGAGCCCACGACUGGGUGCCACCACUGUGCGGCUGGUCGGGACUCGGCGCAACACACCCUACAGGUGUGUGA
Molecule: messenger RNA, 624 nt
Organism: Linepithema humile (Argentine ant)
Lineage: Eukaryota; Metazoa; Arthropoda; Insecta; Hymenoptera; Formicidae
Source: RefSeq, a predicted model, not a curated record